Messenger RNA from Tachysurus vachellii, 3549 nucleotides. RefSeq names its product nedd4 binding protein 1 (gene n4bp1). The transcript has 7 exons. Gene Ontology annotation, cellular component: nucleus; PML body. The record is from RefSeq and is a predicted model, not a curated record. Bases 207 to 2726 code for a protein of 839 amino acids. Gene Ontology annotation, biological process: negative regulation of proteasomal ubiquitin-dependent protein catabolic process; negative regulation of protein ubiquitination. Gene Ontology annotation, molecular function: RNA binding. Lineage: Eukaryota; Metazoa; Chordata; Actinopteri; Siluriformes; Bagridae.
UUCUGUGGGUUGUCGGAUGAAGCUAGUUACGCUAAAUAAAAGUUAAACGCCACACUGCUGGUGUGUCACUUAUUGAGGACGAGGACGAGGACGGAGACGAUACUGAUUACUGCUAUCAUGAAGGGGGGAAGCGAGUCGUAUUACACCGUUUCGGUUAUAUAGCGUUGCCGUAGACGACACAGAAUAAAUAGCAAGUGAAAAGGAAAAUGUCAACAACGCGGCCGCUCCCAGGCAUGAAGCGAAUCACCGAGCUUUCCUGCGCAGUGCCGCCGGGGAACAGCAGAGCUCCUGCCGCUACUACACUCCUGCCAGAUGCCUGGACCGUCGACGAAUUUACAGUGCACGAAGGCAAAGAACCCGAAUUAAAAUGCGCCAAGUCUCGAGUCGAACAAGUUUUUCAUGUAGCGUUUACAAUCAUUGGCCUGUUGGACCACACUUUAGGAGCCCACGGAAGUAAGGCGUCCAGGCAAAUCUGGCUUCAGCUGAAGGGGAAAAAAGAGGAUGUUACCAAAGCAAAGGAGUAUGUUAAAGGCCUUUGUGACCCAGAGCUGAAGAAAGAUGAAAGAUAUCCAGUGGACAUGCAUUGUAUCUUCGUUGGUGCCGGUGGGCUCUUUCUGGACCAUCUGCUGCGAGACACAAGCGCUGAGGUGCAGGUGCUGGAGCCAGGCCGUCUGAGGCUGCUGGGUUGUGCCGAAGCCGUGGUAAUGGCACAGAGCCGCGUGCAACAGUUUGUUGCCCUCUUCCAAGAGAAACGUAGCUUGCCAGCUGAUCGUGAGCCCUCAGUCAAGCGAACAUUUAAGAACUUUGUGGAGGAACGGGCAGACAAAUACACGAUGGAGCUGCUGCUUUUGCCUAGUGCUCUAAAGGAGGAGCUUUUGGGGCUGGUGCAGAGCCCCACACAACAUAUUGUAGACUUUGAGCAGGAUCGCUCUCAGACCAGCACCCCGGUCACUGAGCUUUCCAACCAAAUCCUGGUUGCAACCUUUGAGGAAAAGUCCUCCACAAAAGACAAGGCGUCCUAUGAGGACAAGGCAUCCAGCCCUGUGCUCAUGCCUGAUGUGCUGGUACUGAAUGGGCGGCCAACUCACAAGCGGCGCUCAUCUGAGAGCGAGCAAAGAGACACAAAAAGGCAGUACUCGCUGGAGAGAAGGGACGAGGACCAGGACAGAGACAGUGGCCGUGAUGACAGCAAAACACGGUCAAGACCACCUGGCAGGAUGGACAUACAGGUGUUGGACUCUGGGGAUACAUCUGAUGAGGAUGAAGCCGUGAGCCCUGAGACCAACCUGCGGUGUCUGGUGAACUUCUUCAGAACUAUGGGAUACCAGCAGGAUGUGGUAGAGCGGGUAGUGCGUGAAACAGGCCAAACUGAAGACACCUUCUUGCUGCUAGAGCGUAUUGUAGAGGAGAGCCAAAAGAGCCAAGAUGCCUCCACUAUGGCUAACCCAUGUCCAUCCACCAACUCCACUUACACUCGGCUCAAGGAGAAGGAACGGGUGCAAGGCCGUGCUCUAACAGAGAUCAAGUUAAAGGAGAAUAUCAAAGUGCACAGCAGUAAUGGUUGGAACCAGAAGAGCCAAACCAUCAAUGCAGCAUCACUGGACAAUGACGACGAUGUCAUAGAGAUUGGGAGGAAAUGCAGGACAGUCGGGCCACUGGAUCUUAAAUCAGAUUCCAGGUUUGAUUACCUGUCACGGGGUGGCUCACAGACUGUGGGGCCCAUGCGGAUGGAGACUGUUACGGCACUGCGUAGUUCUGCUUUGGAAACACGACCAAGUUGCUCCUACCAGACCUGUGCACGAGUGCCACUGCCUCACACUGAGCCACCAGCACUGCCAAAGGCCAUUCCUCUUACAGGGAUGUCCCGCUUUCAGCAAUCACUGCGCACCCCUUAUCGACUAGUCCUGCAGGAUGUACCCGGGCACCCAGACCUCCGGCACAUCAUCAUAGACGGCAGUAAUGUGGCCAUGGCACAUGGACUCCAUCGAAUCUUCUCGUGUCGUGGGAUUGCCAUUGCUGUUGAAGCCUUCUGGCGAAGGGGACAUCGAGAGAUCACAGUGUUCGUACCCCAGUGGAGGCAGAAAAAAGACCCUAACAUCACAGAACAACACUUCCUUAAUCAGCUGGAGGAUCUGCGUUUGCUGUCAUUCACCCCCUCCAGAGAGGUCUGUGGGCAAAGGAUAACAUCACAUGAUGACAGGUUCUUGCUUCAUUUAGCAGAGAAGACAGGGGGCAUCAUUGUCACUAACGACAACCUGAGAGACUUUGUUACACAGUCUGAGGCUUGGAGAAAGAUCAUACAGGAGAGACUCUUGCAGUUCACCUUUGUGGAGGAUCAUUUCAUGAUCCCAGAUGAUCCUUUAGGAAAACACGGGCCACUUUUGGAGCACUUCUUGUGCAGAGAUGGCCGAACAACUGCAAGUCAUCUCUUGCCCCCAAUAAGGAAGGACCUACAGGUCAAGCCAUCAGUUUAUGCCCAGACACACGCCCUGUUGCCCACUCAGUCCAAAUCAGUAUCGCACUUGCCCCAUUCCGGCCCACCUGACUGGCAUCCACCUCGUCCGUCCCCAUCGCCACCUCCACAGCGCUCACCCUUAGAAACUACAGAGCUGAAGAGGAAGCUGUACGACAUUUUCCCUGACCAAAAGCAGCGCAUCGACCGCAUCCUCAAUGACAACCCUUACAUGAGGGACCUGAAUGCUCUAUCAGGCCUCCUACUAGGCUGAACACAUCAAUGUUGAGACCACACGCACAACCAAUAGGCAGUGUUUCAUAUCAGUGUGACUACAGAACAAUGGUGAACAUGAACAUGACUCUCUCUUUUUUUUUUUUUAAUAAUAGUAAUUUUACUAAUAAGGCUGCAAGUGGGUUGUUCAUUUAGGGAAUUUUGUUGUUUGUUCUACUUUGCUUUCAAGAUUACAGAAUCCUUCCCAUGUAGCUACAAGCACAAUUAAUACACUUUAUUUUGGGUUUGGGUUAAACGAAGGUUCAAAGAUGUAAAGUCCAAGUGGCAUAUAUUUUAUGUACAUAUUUAUUACAUUACUAUUCUUCUUAAUUUAUCAAUGGAAAAAUCUUUGUUCUAAAAGGUGUUUUAGCCACACAUUUAAACUGGCUUUAUGGCAAUGGCUGCUGAAGGACAGAUGCUUGUUUUUGCUGUCAGAUUUGUUAACAAUGAUUUUGGGCAUUGACCCAUUUGAGUCAUACUGAAGAUGCAAUAAAGUGCCCCAGGUCAUCUGUAACUAGUCCCUUGAUUAUAGGGGUUAGAAAAUGAAUACUACUUCAUAAUGCAACUAUGGCAAUGGAUUUAUUACUAAUGCUUGAAGCAUGAAUGUAACAUUUUGGAGAAGUUCUUUGGAGAGUAGAAAAAUUCAAAUGCAAUUAAAUUACAAUGGCUUCCAACAGCUAUAUUGGAGUAUACAACUAAUGUCUAUUACGUCCUAAAUGCCUAGCACUUCAGUUAAAUCUGGAUUUUCAGAAACAAAUUACUUUAUUUAUGCAAUCUGUACUGAAUUCCUAGCAGAAUUCACAUGAAUUAAACUUCUGUCAGUA